Molecule: messenger RNA, 1730 nt
Organism: Leucoraja erinaceus (little skate)
Lineage: Eukaryota; Metazoa; Chordata; Chondrichthyes; Rajiformes; Rajidae
Product: SH3 domain-containing kinase-binding protein 1-like
Exons: 14
Coding region: 343-1404 (353 amino acids)
Source: RefSeq, a predicted model, not a curated record
CUCAGUUAUUUAUUAUAUCAUUUUCUUUAGCGGGAAGAAAGUAUUUCUCCAAACCUGUCUCACCUGUUCGUAUGGAUCGUUCGAUCCCUCCCAACUUGCUACGGGUCAUGUGUUCCUUCCUUGAUCAUUCUUCCUUGAUCUGCAGAAUUUACUGACGGCUAUUUAUGUGUGCCUCGCACUUUGUUUUGUCGCUAAGUUUUUAAGAGGGGCCUUUCCAAAACAGACCUCUGGCUGGAGUGGUGAAAAUGUAUCGCGGAGCAAAGAGCGCGGAUUGAAAGUGGUUGGUGGCUGAGAGAAAAGAACAGAUAAAACAGCCGUUCGCCUUCCGAUUUAGUCUUACAAAUGGACCACAUUGGAGAUUUCAGUGUCAAAAAUGAAGAUGAACCAAAUGCAGACUUGCAGGAACCACCUCUUAGAUCGGUGAGUCCCCAAGCAGAUGCUGGUUGCCAUGGCGAAGCUGGACCCCAGAUAGUCCAGGACCACGAGGAGGACAUUUAUGACAACCUUGCCAGCGCCCGCUAUAAAGUCUGCCUGCAGAAAGGUGACACCCAAGAGCUGGAAAAGAUUAAAAAGGAGCUUCCUUCAAAUGACGUCUUAGAUGCGGGCAUCUUCCAGGACCACGAGGAGGACAUUUAUGACAACCUUGCCAGCGCCCGCUAUAAAGUCUGCCUGCAGAAAGGUGACACCCAAGAGCUGGAAAAGAUUAAAAAGGAGCUUCCUUCAAAUGACGUCUUAGAUGCGGGCAUCUAUGAGAAGACAGAGCCCAAGAACAAAUGGUCAGAGUCUUCUGCCAAACCCAUUCUGAUGCCUCCUAAAAAGGUUCCACCUCCAGUCAAAGUGAAGCCACUGUUAACAAACCAGAUGAAUAGAGCUGGUGGGGAGCAGAUGCCACAAGAACUCAUUAAAGCCGCCAUAGACCUGACCAGUGAUGCAGAAUCAGUGACCUUCGACUCACUCACUCUGCCCAUGGAGCCGCUGAAACACCUGACGACGGAGCGUCCCAGAGCCCAGGGGCGAAGACCCCCCUCUCACCCCAAGGCUACAGCCGCUCCGGAUGCCAAGAAGUCCACACCGCCGUUAGUAGCACCUAAGGUCACCCUUCCGGCCAUCCACGUGUGCGAGCCUGCACCAGUCCAAAGACAUCAGCCAACAUCUGAAAGGCCAAUUCCGCCACUGCCUAGAUCACCAAUGAAAGCACAGCGCGGGGCAGGAAAGGAGGAGAGGAUGGAUUCCAUUGCGUGGCUGAAAGUGGAACUGAGGCACCUCCAGCUGUCCUUAAAUCUGCUGAAGAAUCAGCAUUUGAACGACAUGAUUGAGUUAAAAGGAGAGAUUGCAGAGGAGCGGAUCAAAUGGACGGCAUUACAGGUGGAGGUUGAAAACCUGAGAGGAAUGAUCUCACUGUGAGACCACGAGCUCUGAACAGUCCCUACACCCCCAUCGCCUGGCUCCCAUCCACAGGCCAGGGCAUCUGAGAAUACAACGUCCAACACUGCCCUGAUGUUGGAUUGGCCUCCAGUGUGGAACCUUUGAGAACAUAAAUGUGAUUCCUGAGCCCAGCGGGAUUUGCAGGUUUUGUUUGUUGGGCACCUUGUGGAAGCCAAGAAUCCUCAGCAUUCUCUCUCACAGUCAGAGACAUGAAGCCCGACACAGAUCUGAAAAUAAGCCUAGAGUUUUCAUGGUGACUUUCAAGAACCCAGCCUGCCUUAUUGUCAAUAAAGAACCUUCUGAAG